AGAGCAAGGCGUGCUCUGCGCUUAGGAAGUAAAACACAGAGAGAGAAAGAGAGAGGGAAAGGCGCUCAGCUCCUCUUCUUAGUCGUUAUUUGCGAUUCAGUCAUAGGAGAUUGGUUCCUUUCUGGGUAUUCUGGCGUUUGGUUUCGUUUGAAUCAGAGGAGGAAAGUUGUGGAAACCAAGGAAGGAAGGAAGAAGAACCAGCGGCGAAAACAGAGAUGGAGUUGUGCAAUUCUUAUGAUGAAUUUGAGAAGCUCGUUAUAAAGAUGAGCACUCCUAGGUUUGUUCUUCCUUCUCCCUCAAAUCCUUUUCGCGAUUUUCAGUACGGCUCUUUCAACCAAACAUGUAUCAGUUUGUUUUUUCCCUUGAAACCACACUCCAUGGCUGCAGAGACUAUGGAUUUCAUGGUUUAACGGCUUUGGAACUGACCGGGACUGAUCGUGUUGGUCUUUUGUCAGAAGUAUUUGCAGUUUUAGCUGACCUGCAAUGCAAUGUGGUGGAGUCUAAAGUGUGGACUCACAAUGGUCGCAUUGCAUCCUUGAUCUAUGUUAAAGACUGCAAUUCAGGUAGUCCCAUUGAGGACUCGCAGAAAAUUGACAGAAUCAAAGCACGUUUAAGGAAUGUUCUCAAGGGAGCUAAUGACAUUCGUAGUGCAAAAAUGACAGUUUCGAUGGCUGUAACUCACACCGAGAGAAGGUUGCAUCAGAUGAUGUUCGCUGAUCGUGACUAUGAAAGGAAACCCAUUUUAAAGUGCAGUGCUGAUUCUCCACUGGUCACUGUGUAUGACUGGGAGGAGAGGGCUUAUUCGGCUGUGAAUGUUCAGUGCAAGGAUAGGACCAAGCUUUUGUUUGAUAUUGUUUGUACGUUGACAGAUAUGCAGUACGUUGUGUUUCAUGCCACUAUCAACACAGAGGGAGACAGAGCAUAUCUGGAGUUUUAUAUUCGGCAUAUGGAUGGAACUCCCAUUAGUUCAGAACCUGAGAGACAGAGGGUAAUUCAAUGCUUACGAGCUGCUGUUGAAAGAAGAGCAUCUGAGGGUGUAAGGCUGGAAUUAUGCACAACGGAUAGACAGGGCCUAUUAGCAGAUGUGACAAGAACAUUCAGAGAAAAUGCUCUAAACGUGACAAGAGCUGAGAUAUCAACCACAAGUGACAUGACUCAAAAUAUUUUCUACGUAACAGAUGCAAUUGGGAACCCUGCAGAUCCCAAGAUCAUCGAAGCUGUCAGACAGAAAAUUGGUAUGAGCGAUCUAAAGGUGAAGGAAUUGCCAUUGAUAUAUCAUGAAAAGGCAGAAAGGGAAGAACAAGCAGUAGGGGUUGGUGGGGCCGUGUUUUCACUUGGGAGCUUAGUGAGAAGGAAUCUAUACAAUUUGGGAUUGAUCAAAGAGCAGUGCUAGGGGCACACGCCUCCUGCACUCUCCGGGCCAACACAUGCUUUUUUAUUGGGCCACAUAAGCUUGCUUCCGGUAUGAAAUGAUUACUUCUCCCUAACCAACAUAACGUGGCCCAAUGAAAUUGGAAGUGUUGGAUGGAGAGUGCAAAUGGCGAGUGUUGCUAGCAUUGCUCUUGAUCAAAUCAUAUUCUUAAAGUGCAUAGAAAGGCAAUUCCGUACAGCUAGGAGAUUUAUUCCCUGUGUUCAAUUUGGUUGGCAUAUGGCAUAUUCUUUGCUUGAUGUUUAGGGUUUGUACAUAUGAAAAAGGUGGAAUUUGGUGAUAGUAGUUCUUAUAAUUGGGGGUUUAGUUGGUUGAAUAGAUGGUAUUAUAGUCUGAGGAAGGUAGCUACACCAAAGGUUUUUAGUGGAUGCUUGGUUUGAAGGAAGGUUUGAAUUAGGCAAAAGUUAAAAGGGUAUUGGUGGAGUUUGUCACACAGAUUCUUGCCGGCAGACAGAAGAAGAAGAAGAUUAGGUAGAUGAAAACAUGGUUUUACCAUACAACACAUUUUGUACAUAACGACUUUUUUAAGUUUUAAUUAUAAUGGUUGACCUGAUUUUUUAUAUCUCUAAAUCUCUAAGUGGUCUUUAAGUUGGUACAUUUGACGAAGAAAUCCUGUGUUUCUUG
Rubroshorea leprosula is the source of this 2053-nucleotide messenger RNA. The record is from the annotation of a GenBank genome assembly. NCBI's taxonomy places the organism in Eukaryota, Viridiplantae, Streptophyta, Magnoliopsida, Malvales, Dipterocarpaceae.